This is a messenger RNA of Perca flavescens (yellow perch), 1607 nucleotides long. RefSeq names its product GRB2 related adaptor protein 2b (gene grap2b). NCBI's taxonomy places the organism in Eukaryota, Metazoa, Chordata, Actinopteri, Perciformes, Percidae. Gene Ontology annotation, molecular function: protein binding. Bases 39 to 809 code for a protein of 256 amino acids. The transcript is spliced from 7 exons. The record is from RefSeq and is a predicted model, not a curated record.
ACCUCACGACUGCUUCAGUUCUUUUUCUAUAUCAUAUAAUGCUGUGGGAGUGUCAGCUCAUUGGCAAUAUUACAAGCUCCUUAACCAUGGAGGCUACAGCCAAGUACGACUAUGAAGCUGCAGCUGGCGAUGAACUCAGCUUCAAAAAGGGACAGCGAUUGAAGAUUCUGCAGACCACUGGAAACUGGUACAAAGCAGAACUCCAUGGAUUAGAGGGAUGUGUCCCCAAAAACUUCAUCAACAUUGACUUGCCCAGCUGGUACCAGGAGGACUGCAGUCGCAGCGAUGCCGAGAAAAAGCUGAUGCAACAGCCUGUGGGGGCCUUCCUCAUACGGGGUAGCCAAAAAGUAGCUAGGGGUGACUUCUCCAUCUCUGUAAGACAUGCAGCAGAUGUGGAGCACUUCAAGGUGCUGCGGGACAGCAGAGGGCAGUAUUUCCUGUGGUCAGAAAAGUUCCCUUCUCUCCAACAGCUGGUGGAAUAUUACAAAAACACCUCUAUCUCCAAACAGGGUCCAGUAUUCCUACAAGAGAUGGGACAACAGCAACGAGGAGGCUCAGACAGUUUACCGCCUCUCCCUGCUCCUCCACUCUCCGACUGCCCACCUACACCUGCCCCACGACAGCACAAAGUCUCCUCCAAGCUGCAGGUCAGAGCUCUGUACAGUUUCCACGCUGAAGAGAAGGACGAGCUGCAGUUCAACGCCGGCGAUGUUAUCAAGGUCCUGGAGAGGUCUGACCAGGCCUGGUGGAAAGGCCAGCUGAGGGGCAAAACAGGCCUGUUCCCAUCCAGCUACACCCAACCCAUCUGAGAGGAACACAUGCAAACACAUGCAAUAUUGCUAUUACUUUUUAUCCAAACACAUGCCUAAAGCUAAUAAUCGUAACCUCAACCCUGACUUACAGUAAGUCACAACCCUGAAGCUAGCAGCAGAAGCCUGUGUUGUGAAAAAAAGUGUUAGCUGUCUAGAAUAAAAAUGAAGACUAACUUGUUUGUUAAGACACAUGCACGCACUCACACGCGUGCGCAGGCACACACACACACACACACACACACACACUUCUCGAAGAAUCAUUAAAUUUUACAUAUUGUAGUUAUCCUAAACAUGAUGAGUUUAGUUUAAGAUGUGUGUCGAUAUCAACCAUGACAUAUUUAUUUUUAAAUUGUUAUAUUUGAACAGUAAAAACAGUGAUGAACCUUAUCAUUGAGAGCUGAUUAUACAUUUUAAAAAUGAUUAACACAUUAUCUUGACCUGUCCUUUCCAGUGGUGGAAUGUUAACUAAGUAAAUCUACUCACGUCCUGUACUUAAGUACAGUAUAGAGUUACUUGUACAUUCCCUUUUAGGCUACUUCAUACUUCUGCUAUACUACACGUUUUCAUUGCAAGUUGUAACUUUUCGGUUUUACAUGUUAAACAUUUGAUCAGUUUAUAGAAAAAUUAUGCAAUGUUGUAGAUUAAACUACUGUACAGUAUAUUAGGUUGCAAAUCCUGCCAACAUUAAAAUGCUGCUCACAGUUAAUGCAUGUUCUGAUCAAAUGUGAUGAUAAAUUGUGCCAUUUUGCAUGAUGAAUACGUUUACUUUUGAAACAUUAAAGCACCUAUAAUUUA